Apodemus sylvaticus (European woodmouse) is the source of this 3722-nucleotide messenger RNA. It is a transcript of the gene Gga3, whose product is annotated as golgi associated, gamma adaptin ear containing, ARF binding protein 3. Lineage: Eukaryota; Metazoa; Chordata; Mammalia; Rodentia; Muridae. Gene Ontology annotation, molecular function: phosphatidylinositol binding; small GTPase binding; ubiquitin binding. The coding region runs from base 61 to 2244 and encodes 727 amino acids. Gene Ontology annotation, biological process: vesicle-mediated transport; intracellular protein transport. Gene Ontology annotation, cellular component: trans-Golgi network. The record is from RefSeq and is a predicted model, not a curated record. The transcript has 17 exons.
CCUGCUCGCGCAGAAUCUCGCGAGGUUUGAGGGCGCAGGGCCGGACCGGGAGGCUGCAAUAUGGCGGAGGCGGAAGGGGAGAGCCUGGAGUCCUGGCUGAAUAAAGCUACCAAUCCUUCCAACCGCCAGGAAGACUGGGAAUAUAUCAUUGGCUUCUGUGAUCAGAUCAACAAAGAGCUUGAAGGGCCCCAGAUUGCUGUGCGACUUCUGGCCCACAAGAUCCAGUCUCCACAGGAAUGGGAGGCGGUGCAGGCCCUCACGGUGCUAGAGGCAUGUAUGAAGAACUGUGGCAGGAGACUUCAUAAUGAAGUGGGGAAGUUCCGGUUUUUGAAUGAAUUAAUCAAAGUCGUCUCUCCAAAGUACUUUGGAGACAGGGUGUCUGAGAAGGUGAAGACUAAGGUCAUCGAGUUGCUUUUUAGCUGGACGCUGGCCUUGCCGGAAGAAGCAAAGAUCAAAGAUGCCUACCAUAUGCUGAAGAGACAAGGCAUAGUGCAGUCGGACCCCCCUAUCCCCAUGGACCGAACGCUGAUCCCCUCUCCCCCACCUCGUCCCAAAAACCCUGUUUUUGAUGAUGAGGAGAAAUCCAAGCUUUUAGCCAGGCUGCUGAAGAGCAAGAACCCAGAUGACCUCCAGGAAGCCAACAGACUCAUCAAGUCCAUGGUGAAGGAAGAUGAGGCGCGCAUCCAGAAGGUGAGCAGGCGCCUGCACACGCUGGAGGAGGUGAACAACAACGUGAAGCUGCUGCACGAGAUGCUUCUCCACUAUAGCCGAGAGUGCUCGUCGGAGGCCGACAGGGAGCUCAUGCGGGAGCUCUUUGAUCGCUGUGAGAAUAAGAGACGGACACUGUUUAAACUAGCCAGCGAGACAGAAGACAAUGACAACAGUUUGGGGGACAUCUUGCAGGCCAGUGACAACCUAUCCAGGGUCAUCAACUCUUACAAAACAAUUAUUGAAGGGCAGAUCAUCAAUGGUGAGGUGACCACCUCAAUCAUGCCUGACUCUGAAGGAAACAGUCACUGCGGUAGCCAAGGCACCCUCAUCGACCUUGCCGAGGUGGACACCCCCAGCAGCUCGUCCCCGGUGUUGGCCCCAGCAUCUGCUCCACCCACCUCAGGCAUCCCUAUCCUCCCUCCACCCCCCCAAACCUCCGGGCCUCCACGAAGCCGCUCGUCCAGCCAGGCUGAGGCUCCCCCAGGGCCUGACAGUGCGAACACUGCCCUCUCCUUGCUGGAUGAGGAGCUCCUCUGUUUAGGCCUUACUGAUGCAGCCCCCACUGCUCCCAGAGAGUCAACCGGAAAUAGUCAGUGGCACCUGUUCCAGAACGAACCAUCAUCAGAUCUGGACUUCUUCAGUCUCAGGCCAGUGGCUGCGGUCUCCUGCCCCUCAGAUGGAUCCCUGCUCCCUCCCCCAGUUUCUACCUCAAGUAUGUCCCAAGCUCCACUGCCUGCUGCCUUCCCAGCUCCUGUGGUCCCAGCCAGUGCACCAACCCACAGCACUGGUUCCUUCAUGUUCUCUUCUGGAGCUGUCCCAGCCUUGGUUCCACAGGCUGAGCCCGAAGGCCCAGAAUACCCCAGCUCCAGCACCUCGAACCGCCUAGAUGCCCUUGAUCAGCUUCUGGAAGAGGCCAAAGUGACCUCAGGCUUGGUGAAACCUGUUUCUUGCUUCUCUCCUGGGCCCACUGCCUCCCCUCUGCUUCCUGCCUCUGCCCCAGCCAGGCCUCUCCUGCCCUUCUCCACUGGGCCUGGAAGUCCUCUCUUCCAGUCACCAGCCUUCCAGUCCCAAGGCAGCCCUCAGAAGGGCCCAGAGCUCUCCCUGGCCAGUGUCCAUGUGCCCCUGGAAUCAAUCAAACCUAGCAGUGUCCUUCCUGUGACAGCCUAUGAUAAAAAUGGCUUCCGCAUCCUUUUCCACUUUGCUAAGGACUGCCCGCCGGGACGGCCUGACGUGCUGGUGGUGGUGGUUUCCAUGCUGAAUACAGCUCCCUUGCCAGUCAAGAGCAUCGUGCUGCAGGCCGCAGUGCCCAAGUCAAUGAAAGUGAAGUUGCAGCCACCCUCUGGGACAGAACUUUCCCCAUUUAGUCCUAUCCAGCCACCUGCAGCCAUCACCCAGGUCAUGUUGCUGGCCAAUCCAAUGAAGGAAAAGGUGCGGCUUCGAUAUAAACUGACCUUUGCUCUGGGGGAGCAGCUGAGCACAGAACUGGGUGAAGUGGACCAGUUUCCUCCUGUGGAGCAGUGGGGGAACCUAUGACCCCAGCACAUGUUGCCAUCUCUACUUGGAAGGCAGGCAGCCGAGACAGGCUCUGGCCAGUCCAGCCAUAGUACACCCCGGACAGUGUUCAUAGCUCGGUGUGGAAUGGGGCCCUGGCACUUGUGUCAGGAACCAAGCUGCUGCUUUGGUCAUCUCUUCCUGGGCCCCUAAAAGGACCUGUUUUAUCUACCUGUGUGACUUGAAGUAGCCGUACUGUGUGGGUGUGGAAUCCCCUGUGGCUUCUUUGGUCAGUCUGAGAGGUGGACUCGGCCUGGAGUAGGAUUUCCCUUUUUUUCCUGGCAUUCCUUGAUACCAGGGAGAGGGCUCUCUGAACAGUGUCUCUCCAACCCCUUCAAGAACUACGUCUUUACACCCUGAAGAGGCCUGGCUUAGGAGACUGUACCUCCUCCCCUUGGUGUCCUGGGUUCUUUGCUAAUAGGCACUGCUGCUUCCUGGACCGAAGUGGGCAGCGCUGGCCAAGUGAGAAGUGUGGAGUGCUGUAGUCUUCACUUCCUGCGAGCAGCAGCAUCCACCCUUCAGUGGCUACUGAUACUGAGUAAGUGUGGUGUGCUUACAGUGGCAGGUUGUGUCCUAUGGACAUCUUAGCAGGACAGAGAACUUGGCCUGACAGCCUCACGUAGGGACAGGAAGGAAAAUGGAAGUGCCAGUGUUUCCCUUCAGAAGCAGGCACUGUGGCUUUCUGGGAAAGGCGUACCUCCUGCAGUGGGACUAGGCCAUCCUACUCACUACCUCUUGCUUGGCAUGAAAUAAACUGCUGUGCUCCCCAUAAGCCUUUAAGGGGAGGACACCUCUUGCCACUCUGCAUCCUGCUUUGGUCACUCCCUCUCCCUGCCGCACAGAAUGUGGUGUGGCACCUAUGGCUGGACCCAGGAAGUCUCAGGGUCACACACAUUGCACUAGACUUUAUGUCCUUUCGUGCUGCACCUAACACCCAGUUUCCCCAGAUAGAGGGGCGCUGUUGGCGGGCGAUAUGUUGGGUCUGGAGGUUAUGCUUGAGUGACCAGACCCUAUUGCUUCCACAGUGCUGUGCCUCAGCAUGACCCCCUCAGCGGCUCCAGGUCAGAACCUUUCAAGCUGAUAGGGAACUCGCUGCCCUAGGAGCUGGGAAAGGGUAGACACCCUGUUCCCAGUGCUGCUUUAGGGCAUCCUUGCUGUCUGGAGGUCACCUGGCCUACCUCCUGGCUAUUGUCCUUAGCUAGCAGGUUUUACACUUUCCUUAGGACAGGUCAAAAAAAAAUUUAUUUUCACUGAUGAUGGAAUAUAUCCAAAAGCUUUCCAGAGACUGGUCACUUUGGUGCUGGAGCAUCUAUGGGAUUACUAUGUCAAUAGUCUUUAAAUAUUUAAAUCAUGAGUGUUGCCCACUACUACUGAGGUCACUGCUUCAGUCAACAGCUAUACUGGAUGUACCACCUCCUGCCCUUGUUUUGCUGCAUGUGAAAUAAAACCAUGUCACCCUG